CUGCUGGAGUUUCGGUGGGAAAUCCCCAUAAAUAUCCAGACAAAAAACAUUGAAUAUAAUCCCUAGUUCGAUGAAGGAUGUUGUAAACAAAUGUUUUAAAUGCUGAAUGUUAACUAGUGCACACCAGGCUAAAGGAUUUUAAGUUUGCAAAAAGAAUUUACCGCUUCUAAGGAAUGACACUGCAGCCCAUCAGGGAAAAUCGAUUACUUUGACAUUGGACAUGAACCAUACAAAAUGACAAAUGUUAAAGACAGUUCACCGGGGAUGCAGAGACCGCUUAAUGAUAAUUCAGUCCAAGUUCAAAGGUCAAAACUUGCAUCGGAAAGUGAAAGCAUUCCACCCGAGAAAACAGCCGUAGACGAGCAGAGACCGCUUAAUGAUAAUUCAGUCAAAGUUCAAAGGUUAAAGCUUGCAUCGGAAAGUGAAAGCAUUCCACCCGAGAAAACAGCCGUAGACGAGCAGAGACCGCUUAAUGAUAAUUCAGUCCAAGAUCAAAGGUCAAAACUUGCAUCGGAAAGUGAAAGCAUUCCACCCGAGAAAACAGCCGUAGACGAGCAGAGACCGCUUAAUGAUAAUUCAGUCCACGAUCAAAGGUCAAAACUUGCAUCGGAAAGUGAAAGCAUUCCACCCGGGAAAACAGCCGAAGACGAGCAGAGACCGCUUAAUGAUAAUUCAGUCAAAGUUCAAAGGUUAAAGCUUGCAUCGGAAAGUGAAAGCAUUCCACCCGAGAAAACAGCCGUCGACGAGCAGAGACCGCUUAAUGAUAAUUCAGUCCAAGAUCAAAGGUCAAAACUUGCAUCGGAAAGUGAAAGCAUUCCGUCCGAGAGAACAGACGUCGACGAGCAGAGACCGCUUGAUUUUAAAUCAGUCCAAGUUCAAAGGUCAAGCCGUGCAUCGGAAAGUGAAAGCAUUCUACCCGAGAGAACAGACGUCGACGAGCUUAUAAAAUAUGAUUUUCGAAUAGACCAAAAAGACAUUGAACACUUUGGGCAAUGCAUCGAAUGCGUGAAAGCAAUCCCAGUCUUUUCUUAUGACGAUAUAGAAAUCGGAGAUCAUAUCACAUAUAACGGAAGAAUUUACGAUCAUCAUGCAAUUGUUUCGGCAAAAUUUGGAAAUGAAAAGAUCAAAAUAAUAGAGGCUACAAAUAGCUUUUCCGGGGCAGUAUUUGGUAUUUUCCCAUUUGGUAGGAAAGCAUUGAUAAAAGAAUCUGAAAGGUCAUUGGAUUUUACUAAAGACCGGAUUCAUGUCGUGGUAUACAAAAAACGAGUCUUCGAAAACAUCAAAGUAGCCAGCAGGGCAAAGGCUAUUUGCGAAGCUAAAGGUACAACUAGUAAAUACGACUAUCAUUUAUUGGAUAACAAUUGUGAGCAUUUCGCAACGUUUUGCGUCACAGGAAAGAAAUUUAGUUUGCAAAAUAUCAAAGUGGAACUGGUUGCCAGGCUCUUUGUACUUAAUGGAUUUGUUGGUUUGAGUGAUGAGAGGAAACGCAACGAAUUUCUACAUGAGAGAAAACACAUUUGUAACAAAUGCUAUAAACUGAAUGAGCCCUUACUGAACGUGUCCACGAGACCUAUUACGUCAGCAGAUGACGUAGCACCUGGUGACAUCAUCAGAUACUACUACUGGAAUUUACUCCACGAUGCAGUUGUCCUGGAAACAGAACAUUCCAACAAAACCUCAAUGAAAUGUCGAAUCGCCCAUUAUGCGUUUUGUGGUUUAUUUUCGCAUAGGACAAUUAAGGAUGAGGAGGUCACGCUGCCGUUUGAUGGCAGUCAAUGUGUUCUUGAAUACAAAACAACAAACUUUGAAGUGUACGAAACGGAAAAGGUAAUUGCAAGGGCAAGGUCAAGAGUAGGGGAACAACGUUUUGUGUUUUUCUCAAAUGAUACCAGCCAUUUUGCGCGUUGGUGUAAGUUGCCAAGAAUAAGACGUGGAUUUUCAGGACAAAGUGACAUCUGUGACCAGCUGACGACAAUGAUCACGAUGACGUCAUUAGCCAUGAAAGUCUGAAGAUAAAUUGACGUUGUAGGGCAAGUUUUAUCGGAAUGUUCAAACAUACAAAAGGAUUCAUUCUUAUUUUUCAUUCCUUUAUGCAGUAUGAACGCUCGGUCGAUCUGUUCCUUGGAUUUUGCGUUCGUGUUUUACAUAUGCAUGGCCAAGGUCAUUCUUGCGAUACUCCGCCUACCGAGGUCACGAAAGGUCGAUCGGUUCAUGCAAAAUGAACGCAAAUUGUAUCGUUUAGAAAAUUUAGCGCGAGUGUCAAUUAAUAUGAAUUUACCAAACAUAUUUGCAAUCUCAUAUAAAACGACAGUGUAUCCUCUAGUACAUGGCAAUGAUCACAAAAUACUUUGUUUGGGAACAAAAUCUCAUUGAGCCAAAUACAGCCUAUCAGAAUGAUGUUUAUUAAUUAGUUUUAUUCCAUAGUAAUUGUGUUCAUAUUAGUUCAAGCGUUGUUUUGUGUACGUGAUCCUUAUGUAUUUUUUUGUAAAAUAUUGUCCUGUGCACUAUUUAAAUGCAGAGAUCAUAUAAGGCAUUACAAGUACAUUCGACCUUUACACUGGGAUUGCUAUCAGCCGAGAUGAUAUGUAAGGCCAAGUAAAAAGUAAUGUUCAGUUUAUCGGUCUCUGCUGCUUAAGUUUGUACGCCCCGCUUCAUUUUGUUCUAAUGCAAAACAUAGUCGUUAUACCGUAUUUCAACCAAAUAUAAAAAAGUAAAAUAUUAUUGGACUAUUUCAAUUUUCUGCAGUCCAAAAAUUAGAAAUGUGUAUCGGAUAUUGCAUUAAUCAAGGCCAGAUUUGCUUGACAUUUAAAAAAAAACAUGCUUUUAGCCAGGGAAUGUCGUUUGAGGAAGCACUAUGGAUAUGUCAUCAACAUGCACUUACAAAAAUUCGUAAAAUUGAAUGUAAGUGCAAGUUUCCGCCGAGAAAGUGCUUUCAAAUUCCUGUGUAAGAUAUAGCAAUAUUGAACAACGUAGCGGCUACUUUUGUUUUAUUCUAUUAGUGUUUAAUUUCGUAGGUUGUUAUUUUAUUAUACAAGUUUGUGUUUUAUUAGAACAAUAGGGUAUGAUCAUAAAUUUCAAAUAUCUUGUUUACAUUUUUGCAUUUAUAUCCCCGACUGUGAGAAAUCGCAACAUGUAUAGUUUAAUGCUGUAUUAGAUGAUUAGAGUGAACGUUCAACUUGUGUAGAAUUGAAAACAACUUUUUAAUGCAAAUAAGUAAUUCAAUAAUAUAAUACGAGUUUGUAUUAAAUUACAACAUCUGUAUAUGAUCGUAUUUAUUUAGCUAUAUGUUGACAGUUUUGCAUUUAUAUCCAUAAUUGAGAGAAAUCCCUGGUUGUAUAAUUUUACGCUGUAUUAGAUAAUUAGAGAGUAGGUUCGAUUUGUGUAGAACUGAAUCCAACUAUUUCAUGCAAAAAAGUUACAGUCGAUUUAAAGGUUCUGAUAUGUGUAUAGUUAUUUUAAUUUCUGAUUGAAAUUAUCAUAAGAUUAAAGGUAAACCACGCCCAAGAAUAUUGAAAAAGAUUAGGUAAAACUGCACUUUUCUUAAGACGUGCAUCGGAUAACUUAUGGCGAAUCAAACGUAUCCGAGUAAUUACUGUGAACUUUUUUGAAACUGUUCCAUGUAUUUAGUACUUGUUUUUCUACAUACUGCUUGAAUACGUUUUUAUAAAUGGAGUGUCAUCUACAUAGUGACAUCUACAUAUUAAUAGCGAACAUUAGUCUGGCAUCUAUAUAUGAGUAGCUAACAUUAGUCUGGCAUCUAUAUAUGAGUAGCUAACAUUAGUCUGGCAUCUAUAUAUGAGUAGCUAACAUUAGUCUGGCAUCUAUAUAUGAGUAGCUAACAUUAGUCUGGCAUCUACAUAUGAGUAGCAAACAUUAGUCUGGCAUCUAUAUAUGAGUAGCAAACAUUAGUCUGGCAUCUAUAUAUCAGUAGCUAACAUUAGUCUGACAUCUACAUAUCAGUAGCUAGCAUUAGUCUAGCAUCUAUAUAUGAGUAGCUAACAUUAGUCUGGCAUCUACAAUUAAUAUCUUUCAUUAGUUUGACAUCUACAAAUUAGUAUCUAACUUUAGUCUGACAUCUACAAUUAGUAUCUUGCAUUAGUCUGGCAUAUACAAAUUAGUAGCUUACAUUAAUCUGACAUCUAGAAUUAGUAUCUCGCAUUAGUCUGGCAUCAACGAAUAAGUAUCUUGCAUUAGUCUGGCAUCUACAUAGGAGUAGCUAACAUUAGUCUGGCAUCUACAUAAUUAUGAGAAGCUAGCAUACGCCUGGCAUCCACAUAUGAGUAGCUCACAGUAUUAUAGUAUUCACAUUUUAGUAGCUGACAUUAGUCUGGCAUCCACAUAAGAGUAGCUAGAAUAAGUCUGGCAUCCACAUCUGAGUAGCUCACGUUAUUAUGUCAUUAACAUUUUAGAAGCGGACAUUAGUCUAGCAUCCACAUAAGAGUAGCUAAAAUUAGUCUGGCAUCUACAUAGGAGUAGAUAAUAUUAGUCUGGCAUCCACAUAAGAGUAGCUAAAAUUAGUCUGGCAUCUACAUAUAAGUAGCUCACGUUAUUAUGUCAUUCACAUUUAAGUAGCUGACAUUAGUCUGUCAUCAACAUAUGAGAUGCUAACAUUAGUCUAGCAUCUUCAUAUAAGUAGCUAACAUAAGCAUGGCACCAACAUAUGAGUAGCUAGCAUUAGUCUGGCAUGUUACAUAUAAAUAAAUAGCAUUAGGUUGGCAUUUAUACAGAAUAGUAGCUAGCAUUAGAGUGGCAUCUAUAAAUUACUAGCUUGCUGGAACCCCCGGCUGUCUUAGUCUCUAUCUUAUGCCCCGCCAUCUCAUAUGUGGGCAAACCAUUGAAAGUUGCACCAGUUUGUCAGUUUAUUAAUUCAAAUAUCUCUAAAAUUCUAACAUGACCAGCAUUAUAUACGUUGAAUACGACAAAAAUAUUUGAUAUAAGGUGUAUGUCUUUAGUCUACAGUGUAGUUAUUUAUUUGUUGGUCCUUUUGGGUCAUUUUAUAUAUGUUGUAAAUGAGUGUUGGCUAUAAGGUAAGCUUGACCGGUGCAAGUGGGCGUUGACAUUGUAUAUAUGUUGUAAACGAGUGUUGGCUAUAAGAUAAGCUUGACCGGUGCAAGUGGGCGUUGACAUUGUAUAUAUGUUGUAAACAAGU
Molecule: messenger RNA, 5149 nt
Organism: Mya arenaria
Lineage: Eukaryota; Metazoa; Mollusca; Bivalvia; Myida; Myidae
Exons: 2
Coding region: 235-2010 (591 amino acids)
Biological process (GO): N-acylphosphatidylethanolamine metabolic process
Cellular component (GO): cytoplasm
Molecular function (GO): glycerophospholipid phospholipase A1 activity; A2-type glycerophospholipase activity
Source: RefSeq, a predicted model, not a curated record